Messenger RNA from Contarinia nasturtii (swede midge), 1091 nucleotides. RefSeq lists its product as uncharacterized. The record is from RefSeq and is a predicted model, not a curated record. Gene Ontology annotation, molecular function: nucleic acid binding. The annotation marks the transcript as partial. NCBI's taxonomy places the organism in Eukaryota, Metazoa, Arthropoda, Insecta, Diptera, Cecidomyiidae. The transcript has a single exon. Gene Ontology annotation, biological process: DNA integration.
AUGGGAGAGUUACCUGAGUGUCGCGUUAAUCAACCAUUUAAAGUUUUUAUGAAUAGUGCAAUAGACUUUGCCGGCCCAUUUAUGAUCAAAACAUCGACAUUACGUGCCAGCAAAGUGCUAAAAGCAUACGUGUCGGUAUUUGUGUGUAUGGCGUCGAAAGCAAUUCAUUUAGAGCUUGUAAGUGAUUUGACAGCCGAUGCCUUUAUCGCCGCCUUGCGUCGUUUCAUAGCAAGAAGAGACAGGGUGUACAACAUAUACUCCGAUAAUGCUACGAAUUACGUAAAAGCUAACAGAAUUUUAAAAGAACUGAGCCAGUUGGAGCAGGAAACAUUUCAAAAACAUGCAGAUCAAGAGCUCUUGGCGAAUGGAAUAGAAUGGCAUUUUGCGCCACCAGAUAGCCCACACCAUAAUGGGUUGGCGGAACACCAGCGUGUGAAAUCGAUGAAAUUUCAUCUAAAAAGAGCGUUGGGUGACAGAGUACUCACAUUUGAAGAAAUGAGCACGCUAUUGGGCCAAGUUGAAGCAGUGGUAAACGCAAGGCCAAUAUGCGAGAUGAGCCAAGACCCAAAUGACUUCUCAGCUCUGACACCAUCGCAUUUUCUAAACCUGGUUCCAAUUGAAUUGCCUCCAGAUACUGACUACGUCGACAUGAAGUCGAGCUACCUGACAAGGUGGCAGUUGGUUCAAAAAGUACACCAGAAUUUUUGGAAUGGGUGGAAGCGUGAUUACUUGAACCAACUGCAAGUCAGGCAAAAGUGGAAUACGGAAAAGGCAGACGUCAAGUUAAAUGAUCUUGUCAUGAUCAGAGAUGACAAUCUGCCAUCCACGAAAUGGGCAACUGGAAGGGUGGUUGCCACACAUCCCGGUGAAGAUGGUCACACAAGAGUGGCAUCGGUCAAAACAGCACAUAAUACGUUCAAGAGAAGUAUUACCAGGUUGGCACCGUUACCGCUUAUGACUACGUUAUUACUCAUUUUUUCAACGCUAUCGAAAACCAAUGCGGUGUCACAUUUCGGAAACGAUUCACCAGCUUUCAAGAUAGAAAACUUUGAGCAUCGACCGGGCAUGUACUUCGAAACAAUUUCAAAAAC